AUGCCGCAGCUCAAGACGGCCGCUGCCUCUGCGGUCGACGACUCGACGAUCAACUCCGGACGGGCGUACGCGCGCUCGAAACCCCUCACGGAGACCUACGGGUGCACGAAGCUUGUGGACGCGACGUACGAGGGGUCGACGGUGCAGUUCUGCGACCUCGCCGUCGGAACCGGGCUGGAAGGCGAGUCUGGGGGGGGUGUCAAGGUGACGACGGUGGCGCGGGGGAUCGAGAACGAGCGCACGUACGACAGCAAGAAGGGCUACACGUACCCGAUCGACAGCGAGGACGGCGACAUCAACCUGCGCGCGGCCAAGGGCCUGGACGUCGCGAUCCUGGGCUGCGAGGGAAUGCCGCCCAUGAAAGAGGGGGGGCGGCGGGUGGUGCGCGUGCCGGCGGAGGUCGCGCACGGGGGCAACGGCAUCGCGUGCCUGCUGGGGAGGAAGGAGAAGUGCCUGGUGCCGCCUGACUCAGGGAUCGAGGUUUACGUGGAGAUGAUCAGUGUGGCCUACUGA
Molecule: messenger RNA, 513 nt
Organism: Pedinophyceae sp. YPF-701
Lineage: Eukaryota; Viridiplantae; Chlorophyta; Pedinophyceae
Source: the annotation of a GenBank genome assembly